Messenger RNA from Thyridium curvatum, 306 nucleotides. RefSeq lists its product as uncharacterized. The record is from RefSeq and is a predicted model, not a curated record. Bases 1 to 306 code for a protein of 101 amino acids. The transcript has a single exon. NCBI's taxonomy places the organism in Eukaryota, Fungi, Ascomycota, Sordariomycetes, Thyridiales, Thyridiaceae.
AUGGCUUCUUGUAACGAGGAAAACGCGCUCACGGUGGAAGGACGGGCAGCGCUCCCGGCAACUGAGGUAUGGUUCUGGAAGGAGAUGGAGCAGAAGUACCUCAAGCAACCCGAGGUACUCUUGCAGCGAUGGAAAUAUGUCACCGCGGUAGGCUAUGCGGCGACCUCUACCACACGCCGCAAGGUAGAGUUCUUUACGGAGUCUCUCGUUCCCGCCGACAAGACUUCUGCGGUUGUGAAAACGCUCGAAAAGCAGCUGCCUAAGAAGGAUCGUGGCACGGUAGAUGUCAAGUUCACUGUUUGGUAG